AAUGACACCGUUGUUGUUGGUGGUGGAGGGUGAGGGAGGAACUGUCCCUGCCACUAUUAUUCCCUUCAUAUUCUCAUUUCCUUCACUAAUUUGUGGAAUUACAACGAAGAUUACCUAUAAAAUAUGAGUAAUGUUAUGGUAAAAAUAAAAGAUCAGCGGUGAGGGGCGUCUGUUGAGUGGUGUUGGCAUCAGUAAAUGUCAAGUAUAUUCCCGCCUCAGUCUUCAAGCUGACAUUACUGUGUUGAUUUAAAUAAGUUUAUUACCUCUGUGCAUUGAGAGAUAUAGGUUAUCAUCAAUCACAAUGCCAGGAAAAAAGAAGAAAUAUAAUGCAAGAUUUCCACCUGCGAGAAUCAAGAAGAUAAUGCAGACAGAUGAAGAAGUUGGGAAGGUGGCUCAGGCUGCUUAUCAUCUAUAUCCUUUUUAUAUGUUAACAGUAUUACCUGAUUAUAGCAGAACCUCGAUAAAUCAGACUAGUUGUGGCAGAUCCCGGUCCGAAGAAAGCGAAUCUAUUGGGGGUGGUGAAAAAUCGGGUGUUGUUAUAAUGUUGUUACUGUGCUUCUUUCUAAGAACACCUCGAGGCCUCGAGCUCUUUGUGCAAUCACUGCUGACCAGAGCGGGUGAGAUCACCACUGCACGCCAUGCCAGAACUCUGACCCCAGCCCACUUAAAGCAGUGUAUCAUGGCAGAGAGGAGGUUUGAUUUUUUGCAAGAAUUGGUGGCUUCAGUAGCAGACAUUAAUGCUGAUGGAGACAUGGAUACAGGACCUCCUACCCCCAGCACACCCUUGACACCUGUUCCCUCCUUCUCAAACCCAGGAAGUGCACCUACAACACCAUCUCCACACACAUUCUUUUAUAAGUAUUCUCCAACUCCAUCAGGUGAAAAUGUGAUGGAAGGGAAACCAUCAAGAGGCAGAGGUAGAGGAAGAGGCAGAGGUCGUGGCAGGGGUCAAGGAUCCUCGACUAACACUACUGCAGCUGGACGUGGUGCACCAAGACCCAGAGGUCGACCCAGAAAAGUGAUGGCUUCAGCACCAACUGUUGAAGAACCUGACUCUGACGAUGGACUCUCCCUUGAUGUCGAUACUGAUGAUUCGCAAGAAACAGAUACAGAUGAAGAAGUCAUAGCUGCACCAGAACAUUCUGGUAACUACAGUAGAGACACUAAGAAGCCACCAUCCCCUGUCACACAUCAACCCAAAUCCCCCCCAUCACAUCCAACAAAACUUCGGAAAACUGAAGGAUCACCAAAAGCUCCUGCAUUGCAAAUCUCAAUUGGUGGAAGCUUCAACCUUGGAGAUAUUCCUGGAAAAAAGAGUGAGGUUUCUCAUAGUCCUGUCUCACCCCCUUCUACAGUACUCACUACUAGUGCAACAACCUCUAGCCCAAUAUCUGGCUUUCAGAUUACUAUCCCUGGAUUACCUACAGCUUGUACUACUCUGCCUUUAAGAGGGGUACCACCAACCACCAAAGCCUCGAGCUCCCCAGUUCGCACUCCACUUACUCCUGGAGUGCGACCAUCAUUUGGAGUCCCAGUUCCAGUGAUAACCUCUGUACACGCCUUGCAAAACCGGCCACCUCUUUCAAAUUCACACCUGACUUCAUCACCUGCUCAUUCCCAGUCCUCUACUAAUAACCAGAUUGAUGAAGACUAUGAUUCUUAGUAAUUUUUCUUAUCAAAAUCUUGAAUUUAGUCUCUUUCUUUCUCAAGUUUAUUUUGUCAACUCUCUCUCUCAAGUUAAUUCUGUCAACUCUCUUUCAAGUUUGUUUUGUCAAUGUAAGAUGCUAUUAUUUUCAGAACAAAACAAUUAAUACCUCUUAAUUUUGUUAGCAAUGUUUUGAUCAUUAUUUGUGCCUCUCAAAAUAGUCAAGAAAUAUGAUAGAUUCAAUAAGAUCAAUGGCAAAAUAUAAAAUAUCAUACACCACACCUAAACAAAGAUAUAUAUAUAUAUAUAUAUAUUAUACGAUUAUACGGGCAGUCCCUGAGUUAUGAACACACAGCUUACGAAGAAGAUCCUAAUAUAUUCAUCACCAAAGGCUCUUAAUUAAAAUCCAUUUUUUUACAUUACUUUCUAUGUUAUAUACUAUUUAGCAUCACUUUAUUUACAGUAUUUACAUUAUUACACUAUGGAAUUAACACUGUUCUGGCUUACAAACAGGGUCCAGAAACGUAACCCGUUCGUAACUUGGGGACUGCCUGUAUAUACAGGCUGACCUCGCAAACUCGUGUCUCAGAAGUCCAUUUUCUGCUGAUCCGUGCAUUUUCAUGAGAGCCAAUUUCCGUGUUUAUCCCUUGUCUGUGCUUAUUAGAAUUUUUUUUUAUAUACUCAUGAAAGUGAACGAAUUAGCGAAAAAAUGGACUUCUUUAACACUCAGUUCACUCUAUAGAAACGAUGUGGCUUAGAAAUAAAGAAAAUUUAAUAUAAAACUAUAAAAUGAGAAAAAUUAAGAGCAUGGGUGUGUAUGUGUGGGAAGUGAACGUGUGUGGAGGCGGUGAGAUACCUGUAUAACUGCGUGGCCACGCUCCCUCCCCCUGUGACAUCAUGGUAUACACACAGCACGUUAGCCACAUGUUGUGUGUCAAAUGGUUGACUGCCUGACUGAACUGGGUUGGUUUGAGUGUGGAAGGAGUUUUUUUUUACAUAAAAUAUAUGCUGUAUUGAAUCUGAUGAUAUGCUAGAUAUCAAUUUUAUUGUUUAUCAGAGUAUUUUGUUUUCAUCUUUGACAUGCUAAUUGAAAUUUGUUCAAGUUAGGGUAACCUUAUGCUCACUAAAUUGUUUAACUCGGAAUCAUAUCAUUUAUAUAUGCAUUUGAGUGUAAGUUUGAAACAAUAAAGAUUUAUGUCGUACAAUUAAAUUUAGUUUUUUAGCAAAUGAUUAGCCCUGCGUUUUUAAUGCUUAUUCCACAAAUCUGUGCCUUUAAAAAAUUUGGCCACAGUAGGAUACCAGUUACAGUCAAUUUGCAAGGUCAGCCUUGCUAAUUAUACACACACAAAUUUACACCUCUAAGCAAUCACUAGUGCAUGCCUGUGUUUUGUAUUGAACACUGCUUUGUUUUCACUCCCAUCAUUGUUGUCACUCUUCAUACUUUCUACAUUACUCGACAUACAAUGGUGUUUUUUUGUAUUUUUUGUCUUAGAAACCAGUGAUUUUAUGUUUUGGGAGAUUCAGAGGCUGUAACUUAAAAAAGCUACAAGGGACAAUAUUGAAAAUUUGGUAAUAUGUGAUUGAAUUAAAGAAAAAAAUUAGUGUCACUUUAAGUUUAUGGCUGUUCAUCAAGACAGGCACUGUAAAUAUGCAAAGACAAUACUGUACAUUGUAUGAUGUGAAUUUCUUCAAAAUUCUCCAACUGCUUGAAAAGUGAAGACUGAAAACUGUUAAAACCAUUUUUGUGGAGUUAUUUUCUUCUCUUGUGUUUGAAAUAUAACCCACCCCCUUAUAGAUCAGUCGGCAAAGUAGCAUACUGUACAUCCUUGAAAUGCUGGUUUAUAUUAUGAGAGGAAACCUGGGUUCAGUGCAGUAUAGGUAAUGGAAAUUUAGGUAACAUCAGAGUGUUAGUAUGUCAACAAAAUACUGUCCAUAGAUUAAUUAUUAAUAACCAAAUUUGUCAACCACAGCUACAGACAACUACUGUGUACUAUUUGCUCUCUACUUACAAAAUGUGUUGACAGAGUUUCCAUGUGUGUUUUUAUUUCAUAUUUGAUUCAAAUCCCCGGUAAUUUAUUAUAGUGCAGUAUACUGUAUGUCAUACAAAAGGAAACUCUUUUUUACAGGAUCUGUACUUUGUGUAUAUUUUUUUUAAUACCUAAGUAUUAAUAUUUGUGAUACAGGUGUAUAUUGAUGCAGUAAAUGAAAACCUGUUUCAAAUGUAUAACCCUUGAUCAAAUUGUGUAUGUCUUUAUGUUUGGUAAAACUGUAUGAAAAGAUACUUGUAAAUAUUGUACAGUCUUUGUAAUAGGUAAACAGGAUAUCUAAAGAUUUUCUUGAAUCAUCCAUUAUAUCAUUUUCCCCACUUUUGCCCUGUCUAAGGUUUUGACAUAACAGUUACCAGCUCUCUCAUCACCCAACAAUGCCUUUGUAGGAUCAAUCAGCAUACUGUCCUCAUAUCUGAGGGAUGGCGACCACAGUCCUCCAUUCUUAACUUUUUCGGGGUGAUUUUACCAAUCCUACAAGAUUUUGUAUCUCUUUGGGGAUCCACUUUUUAAUUUCAUCCAUCCCAGUCUUUGCCUUCCCAAUGUCCUCCUGGCUUCAACUUUUCCCAUUAAUAUUUUUACUUUUAUCCCCUCUUCCAUAAUUAUAUGACCAAAGUAUCUAAUUUUUUCUUUUUCUGUGCAUUUCUCUUUGGAGUUUUUGCUAACCUUGGUGUACUUCCCAUUUGAUCUUGUCCAUAGUUUUUCUUCUUAAUUUUUUAAGCUUCAGCCUCAAUUUCAUAACUGGGAUGUGAUCUGACUCAAAAUCUGCCCCUUGGUUUGGGUUAUUGAAUUUCUGAAUUAAAAUGUAAUCUAUUUGAUUCCUGACAAUGUUAUUUACAUUGUCCUUGUAUGAGACCCAUAUUUAGAGAUGCCUAGGGUGUUGUUCAAACCAUGAAUGUACUGUAUAUCCAAUUAUCAUCAUGUUUUCCUGACAAAAGUCAAAUAAUAUUUCUCCUCAUUUCUACUACCCAAUCCAUGUGCUCCUACUUCUGGUGCUUCUUUCCCUUUCCCAACUUUUGCGUUAAAAUUACUAGGUACUUCUUUCCCUUUCCAAAAUUUUGCAUUAAAAUCACCCAUUAUAAUCAGACAUUCAUUAAAAUUCAGUGUCUUUUGUUUUCUUUAAAUAUUCAUAAAAAUGUUCUAAGACUUCAUCCUAUUAUGAUUUGUUGAUGCAUAAACCUCCAUUAUUACCAAGUCCAUAGGUUUAGCAUUAAACUUCACUAACAAAACUAUCUGAUACUGCCCAAUAUCCCUCAACUUCUGGUAUACAAGAAUACCAACACCUUUCUCAUGCUUUUCACCCUCUGAAUAUAUAAAAUAAAAAUCUUUACCGCUAAUGCUAUUUGAACCUGUCCAUCUUACUUUACUUAAUCACAGAAUGUCCCACUGCAGUCUUUUCAUUUCACUUGAAAGAAUUACAUACUUACCGGUCUCAUAUAAUGUCCUCGCAUUCCUUGUUCCAAUCUUGUUUUGUGCUUGUUUAUUCUUAAUCUUACCUCUGUGUUUAAUGUCCAAGCCUUUAUUUUGCUCAGGCAGAACUUGCUAGCUCUUGGUAGCACACUGCCUGCAAUCAUGGGAGGCAAUGUGGUGGAACCUUAAAGUGACGAUGAUCCACCAGGAACACCCGAAAAUCGUUAAUUGUCUGUCCAUGGUUGUUCAAGGGCAAGAGAUGAAGUUAAUGAGAAUGGAUGCCCCCCAAACCUUUUCUCGUCAGAAUAUUAAUUAAAGGGAGUAGGAAAAGUUGGGAAUGAACUAUGUGGUGUAGAGGUCACUCAUACCUCACUCUGGUAAACAGCCCAUCAACUGUGGAAUUUGUGGAUUUAGCAAUGAUCCAUUUUCAACCUCAUGUUAGGUUGCAAGAUGGGAACUUUAUACCUAUCCUAGGUAUUUGAAUGUGGUUCAUUUGAGCCUCCACACCAUGGCAAGGUAAUGCAAAUUUGGGCACUAGAAGGAGUUGUACCUUGUAGGGAGUGUAUUAUGUAUAGGGAAUCCAAAACUCAUCUAUACUUAUUACCUCUACCAGCAGUCUG
This is a messenger RNA of Homarus americanus (American lobster), 5720 nucleotides long. It is a transcript of the gene NC2alpha, whose product is annotated as nascent polypeptide-associated complex subunit alpha, muscle-specific form-like. The record is from RefSeq and is a predicted model, not a curated record. Gene Ontology annotation, biological process: negative regulation of transcription by RNA polymerase II; transcription by RNA polymerase II; positive regulation of transcription by RNA polymerase II. Lineage: Eukaryota; Metazoa; Arthropoda; Malacostraca; Decapoda; Nephropidae. Gene Ontology annotation, molecular function: transcription coactivator activity; core promoter sequence-specific DNA binding; transcription corepressor activity. The coding region runs from base 302 to 1663 and encodes 453 amino acids. The transcript has 8 exons. Gene Ontology annotation, cellular component: nucleus; negative cofactor 2 complex.